AUGGCGCUCAUCCUGCUCCCGGUCUGCCGGAACACCAUCACAUGGCUCCGGUCCCGGACCAGGCUCGGCGCCGCCGUGCCGUUCAACGACAACAUCAACUUCCACAAGGUGGUCGCCGGGGGCGUGGCCGUCGGCGUCGCGCUGCACGCCGUGACGCACCUCACGUGCGACUUCCCAAGGCUGCUGCACGCCAGCGCCGCCGCGUACGAGCCCAUGAAGGCAUACUUCGGCCAGCGCCGGAUCCCGGACUACUGGUGGUUCGUGAAGGGCGUCGAGGGCGUCACCGGCGUCAUCAUGGUCGUGCUCAUGGCCGUCGCCUACACGCUGGCGCACCCGUGGUUCCGCCGCGGGAGGCUCAGCGAGGGCAACCCGCUGCGCCGGCUCAGCGGAUUCAACAUGUUCUGGUACUCGCACCACCUCUUCGUCAUCGUCUACGUCGCCUUCGUCGUCCACGGCGUCUGCCUCUACAUCAACAGGACGUGGUACAAGCAGACGACAUGGAUGUACCUCGCCAUCCCCAUCCUGCUCUACGCCGGCGAGCGGCUUCUCCGGGCGCUGAGGUCCCAUGGCCUCACCACCGUGAGGAUCGAGAAGGUCGCCCUGUACCCCGGAAAUGUCAUCGCCAUUCACAUGAGCAAGCCGCACGGGUUCAGCUACAAGAGCGGGCAGUACAUCUACGUCAACUGCGGCGAGGUCUCGCCGUUCGAGUGGUAA
Miscanthus lutarioriparius is the source of this 714-nucleotide messenger RNA. The record is from the annotation of a GenBank genome assembly. Lineage: Eukaryota; Viridiplantae; Streptophyta; Magnoliopsida; Poales; Poaceae.